Ornithodoros turicata is the source of this 718-nucleotide messenger RNA. RefSeq names its product phospholipase A2 heteromtoxin-like. Gene Ontology annotation, biological process: arachidonate secretion; phospholipid metabolic process. Bases 1 to 690 code for a protein of 229 amino acids. The transcript is spliced from 4 exons. The record is from RefSeq and is a predicted model, not a curated record. Lineage: Eukaryota; Metazoa; Arthropoda; Arachnida; Ixodida; Argasidae.
AUGGCCAGACUCCCUUGUUUAUACACGGCUCUGCCCCUGCCCGAGGACUGCCCGUAUGACAGGGGUAUUUCUCAUUUCAGCACUUUAUCCGGAAUAAAGCAUCGUAUUGUGACGGACGUUCCCUUUGGUGGUCACAAGCUUGCUGAAAUAUUUGAGGACGCUAAUGGGAAUGCACUGGACUGUAAUCUCCUGGGAGACAGAGACCUAAUUGAGGCUGCCCUGAAAUUUGUGCCGGACAACUUGGUGACAAAAGUCAUGGAGGAUGAGAUGUACUACUUUAUCGAUAAAUGCUACAACAGAACGCUGAACGAACCGAGAUUUAGGUCAAUAUUUUCCUACAUCAGCAGCAUCUUCAAAAGCCUCUUAAUAUUUCCAGGCACGAAAUGGUGUGGAGCUGGAAACGUGGCACGAAACUACGAUGACAUGGGUUAUCUGAACAGUACAGACACCUGCUGCAGGAAUCACGACCACUCUCACGACAAAAUUAAAGCGUUUCGAGAGAAGUAUGGAAUACGCAACCGAAGAUUCUAUACCAUGACCCACUGUGUGGAUGACAGAGCCUUCUACUACUGUCUGCUUAAUGACGGCACCAUUGCUUCCGCCACUGUUGGAAAUAUGUUCUUUAACAUCCUAAAAACGACGUGUUUCAUCGAGACAUACCCUAAAAAGUGUGUCAGAAGGAAUUGGUAAGUUGUACACCACUAUCACAGCAACGAUG